Molecule: messenger RNA, 579 nt
Organism: Dicrocoelium dendriticum
Lineage: Eukaryota; Metazoa; Platyhelminthes; Trematoda; Plagiorchiida; Dicrocoeliidae
Source: the annotation of a GenBank genome assembly
AUGUUGGUCCAUGCACCGCAUUUAAUGAAUCAUAGAAAUCCUUAUGUUGGCGGCGUUAGACCUAACGUUCCGUCUAUUUUACCUCCUUUGUCCACUAUAAAUUCCUGGUGCAGUGGAGAUCCCGAGUCGACUAUUGGCGCAUCUUGUGAAAAUUACUCCUCGCAGUCGUCAGGAUCCUUCUCAUGCGCAACAAACACCGCAUUCUUCUCCGACACUUAUGCGCCAGCGGUCAUACACUUGUCGUCAAACCAUUCGAGCUGCUUACAGUUUGCGCGACUACUUGUCUCCUCAGUAGUAAAGGCUGUCUGUUCCUGGAGGCGCUUCCAUAGGAUGCGGACUGAAUCCGUCGUGUUAACGUCUCCAAGGCGCAUGGCCGUCGCAUUUUCCAAUUCCAUCCUCUUUGCAUUACCUAAAGAACGAAUAGUAAAUCUCCACUGGUUCACCAUAGAGAAACAGUUCAUGGAUUUACAAGCAUACACGUACCAUACAGUUCGCACCAACCUGUUAUCAGUUCCACCCUCAACUCCACGCAGUGCACGCGGCAUGCACAUUUCACACAUGUCACGCUGGUGUUUGAUA